CUCAGGGGUCUUUCCCCUCAGAUGAAGUUCUCUUACUUCCAUGAACAACGGACCCUGGAAAAAAUGCUGUUUGCACGACUGUAAUGUGAUGCUGUUCAUAAUGAUCCUGGUGUUUACAUGCUCUGUACUGUCCUGUCAUCUGUCAUUCGUAUCGUUUGCUUCCAGGGCAUCAUGAGUGUGGAAAAGAAGACUGCACGAGAGCAAUGCUGCUCCAAAUUAAAGAUGUUUUUGGUUGCCAUGUGUUUUGUGUACUUUGCCAAAGCAUUUCAGGGCAGCUACAUGAAGAGCUCUGUCACACAGAUUGAGAGACGUUUUGACAUUCCUAGCUCGCUUAUUGGAUUCAUUGAUGGAAGUUUUGAAAUUGGUAAUCUGCUUGUAAUAGCUUUUGUGAGUUAUUUUGGUGCUAAGCUUCAUAGACCACGACUCAUAGGAGCUGGAUGUUUAAUCAUGGCCAUGGGAUCCUUCAUAACUGUGGCACCACAUUUCUUCCAAGGACCGUACAAAUACGAGACAACAAUUUCACAUUUCCCUGCCUUCAAUGGUACAGAGGGUAUUCUACCAUGCUUAACCAUCGGGAGUCUUAUACAUGAUAAUGAAAUUCCCAUAGUGGAAAUUCAAGCAGAGUGUGAGAAAGCAGCCAGCUCCUCCUUGUGGCUCUAUGUCUUUCUCGGGAACAUGCUUCGUGGGAUAGGAGAAACACCAGUCAUGCCUCUUGGGUUGUCUUAUCUGGAUGAUUUUUCGAGGGAGGAAAACACUGCUCUUUACAUGGCUCUCAUACAGACUGUGGGAAUAAUGGGGCCCAUGUUUGGAUUCAUGUUAGGAUCUUUCUGUGCUAAGCUCUAUGUGGACAUAGGAGCAGUGGACUUAGAUACCAUCACCAUCAACCACAAAGACUCACGUUGGGUUGGUGCCUGGUGGCUGGGUUUUUUGCUAACUGGUGGAGUGAUGCUACUGGCUGGAAUUCCAUUUUGGUUCCUCCCCAAGUCUCUUCCUAAGCAGGGUGAGACUGAAACUGAAAGAAAUUCUAAUGUUCUAGGGGGCGAGCAGGACUGUUUCAUUCCGGACAACAACAAAAACAGUACUGCUCCCAACAAACCAUCUCCAGUUUCCAUGGCAGUUCUGGCUAAAGAUUUUCUGCCAUCACUGAAGAAACUCUUCAGCAACACGGUUUACUUGAUCAUCAUAAUUACCACAAUCAUACAAUUCAAUGGUUUUAUAGGAAUGAUCACAUUUCAACCAAAGUACAUGGAGCAAAUUUACGGCUUGUCAGCAUCAAGGACCAUAUUUUUGAUAGGCAUUUCAAAUUUACCGUCUGUGGCUUUUGGAAUUGUCACUGGGGGGUUUAUAAUGAAGAAGUUCAGGCUGAAUGUUCUUGGAGCAUCCAAGUUCUGCAUUACAGUAUCUGUUCUGGCAUUCUCUUUGAUGAUUGUUCAGUAUUUUCUGCAGUGUGACAACUCACACGUGCCUGGACUUACAGUGUCAUAG
Cyprinus carpio (common carp) is the source of this 1485-nucleotide messenger RNA. RefSeq names its product solute carrier organic anion transporter family member 1C1-like. Gene Ontology annotation, biological process: transmembrane transport; sodium-independent organic anion transport. Gene Ontology annotation, cellular component: membrane. NCBI's taxonomy places the organism in Eukaryota, Metazoa, Chordata, Actinopteri, Cypriniformes, Cyprinidae. The record is from RefSeq and is a predicted model, not a curated record.